Erinaceus europaeus (western European hedgehog) is the source of this 2979-nucleotide messenger RNA. RefSeq names its product chronophin. The record is from RefSeq and is a predicted model, not a curated record. Lineage: Eukaryota; Metazoa; Chordata; Mammalia; Eulipotyphla; Erinaceidae. Gene Ontology annotation, biological process: signal transduction; positive regulation of GTPase activity; regulation of Rac protein signal transduction. The transcript has 18 exons. Bases 77 to 2038 code for a protein of 653 amino acids. Gene Ontology annotation, molecular function: pyridoxal phosphatase activity; GTPase activator activity; protein binding. Gene Ontology annotation, cellular component: cytoplasm; intracellular anatomical structure; cytosol.
CGCCCACCAUCCCGGGCGAGAGCAGCGCGGCGGGCACUGCAGGCUGGGCCGGGGGUGCCGCGCCCGCGCCCCCAAGAUGAUGAAGAGGCAGCUGCAUCGCAUGCGGCAGCUCGCCCAGACGGGCAGCCUGGGGCGCACCCCGGAGACUGCAGAGUUCCUGGGUGAGGACCUGCAGCAGGUGGAGCAGCGGCUGGAGCCCGCCAAGAGAGCAGCCCACAAUGUACAUAAGCGGCUGCAGGCAUGCCUGCAGGGCCAGAGCGGGGCGGACCUGGAUAAGCGGGUGAAAAAGCUGCCUCUCAUGGCUUUGUCCACUGCCAUGGCCGAGAGCUUCAAGGAGCUGGACCCUGAUUCCAGCAUGGGGAAGGCCUUGGAGAUGAGCUGCGCCAUCGAGAACCAACUGGCCCGCAUCCUGGCUGAAUUUGAGCUGACCCUGGAGAGGGAUGUCCUGCAGCCACUUAGCAGGCUGAGUGAGGAGGAGCUGCCAGCUAUUCUCAAGCACAAGAAAAGCCUGCAGAAGCUGGUGUCUGACUGGAAUGCUCUCAAGAGCAGGCUCAGCCAGGCAGCCAAGAGCUCAGGUGGCGGUCAGGGGCUGGGCGGUGGCCCAGGCAGUCAUAGCUACACUGCAACAGCCAACAAGGUGGAGAUGCUGAAGGAAGAGGAGGAGGAGCUGAAGAGGAAGGUGGAGCAGUGCAAGGAUGAGUACUUGGCAGACCUGUACCACUUCGCCACCAAGGAGGACACAUAUGCCAACUACUUCAUCCACUUCAUGGAGAUUCAGGCUGAUUACCACCGCAAGUCUCUGAGCUCUCUGGACACGGCCCUGGCUGAGCUGAGGGAGAACCACAGCCAAGCAGACCCCUCCCCCUCGAUGACGGCCACCCCCUUCUCCAGGGUGUAUGGGGUGUCGCUGGGAAGCCACCUGCAGGAGCUGGGCCGGGAUAUCGCCCUGCCCAUUGAGGCUUGUGUCGUCAUGCUGCUCUCGGAGGGCAUGAAAGAAGAGGGCCUGUUCCGUCUGGCUGCCGGGGCCUCUGUGCUGAAACGCCUCAAGCAGACAAUGGCAUCAGACCCUCACAGCCUGCAGGAGUUCUGCUCUGACCCUCAUGCUGUGGCAGGUGCCCUCAAGUCUUAUCUGCGGGAGCUGCCUGAGCCCCUGAUGACCUUUGAACUCUAUGAUGAUUGGAUGCAGGCAGCUAGCCUGAAGGACCCAGGGCCCCGGCUAGAGGCCCUCCAGGAAGUGUGUGGUCGCCUGCCCCGUGAGAACCUCAGCAACCUCAGGUACCUGAUGAAGUUCCUGGCACGGCUGGCUGAGGAGCAGGAGGUGAACAAGAUGACGCCCAGCAACAUCGCCAUUGUCUUGGGGCCCAACUUGCUGUGGCCCCCUGAGAAAGAAGGGGACCAGGCCCAGCUGGAUGCAGCCUCUGUGUCAUCCAUCCAGGUGGUGGGCGUGGUGGAGGCCCUGAUACAGAGCGCAAACACUCUCUUCCCUGGAGACAUCAGCUUCAAUGUGUCGGGCCUGUUCUCAGCACUUGGCCCCCAGGACAAGGGCAGUGAGACCUCUGAGGAGCCUCUAGCGGUUGAUGAGCCACCCCCCAACCCUGUGCCCACCUCAGCGGCUGUCAAGGAAAGGACAGAGCCUGAGGCAUCCCCAAGGCCAGCCUCCCCCAAAGUCAACAGAAGCCCCCCAGAACCAGUUGCCCCAGCAGAGGACACCGCUAGGAGGAGAACCGGGAGCCUGGCUGCUGCUGUGGAGAUAGCCUCAGGGCGCCAGGCCGUGGUGGUGGGCAAGCCCAGCCCAUAUAUGUUUGAGUGCAUCAUGGAGGACUUCAGUGUGGACCCUGACCGCACACUCAUGGUGGGUGACCGCCUGGAGACCGACAUCCUCUUCGGCCACCGCUGCGGCAUGACCACCGUGCUCACACUCACUGGCGUCUCCCGCCUGGAGGAGGCCCAGGCCUACCUGGUGACAGGCCAGCACGACCUUGUGCCCCAUUACUAUGUGGAGAGCAUUGCAGACUUGAUAGAGGGCGUGGAGGACUGAGCCUGCAAGACCCACCGGGGCAGGCCCACCCCACCUCCACCUGCACCCUGGUGAGGGCUGGGGGGUGGGGGGCAUUAGAGCCUUCCGCUGGCAGUGGCUGGGCACUCUUUACUGUCCCAGAAGCUGCUGCCCUGCAGCAAGUGUCUAUCCUGGCCUGACCCAGCCAAGUGGCCAUCUGCCCUCUGACCUUCCUGCCUUGUAAACAGGGCUGUGGUGUCCCUUGAAGACUGAACACUUAACCCCCUGCCCCUUCUCUGGAGCCUAGAGAGCUCUACCUCACACCUCCCAGGUCCUGGUUCUUGUUGACCAAUCAGAGGCUGAGGCAAUUGUCCUGAACCCUGAAUGAACCAAUCAGAAAAGUGAGCAAUUCAUUGAGGUUGUGUCUGGCAUGGAUCCAUUGGGAGGCUAACAGUGGUCUGGUGAGAUCCUGGAACCUGAGUGGACCAAUCAGAUAGCUAAGUGACAAUGACACUUUUGUCCUAGAGCCUGGGUAGACCAAUCAGGACACCAGGUACUAAUUGGUCUUUUAGAUUCUGAAUAGAACAAUCCAGAAAUCAGAGAGGCAAUGGCCUGUUGGAAAUCUGGGUCUGACCCAGUUUCUUAGGGCUCCAGAUUUCUGGCUAUCAAUAAGGGUCCGAGUACCGCAGACACCCCUGUUCCACAAAGAUUGUGGUCCAGUGGACCACUUAGUGGCUCUUGGGCUCAAAGCCCUACCCUUCCCGACCAUGGAACUGGCCCCAUGUUGCUGGUGGCCACAACUCAGGAGAGGGGCUUGCACACCCCUCUCUGUUGUCAGUGUUUGCUGUGCCACUUCUCCCCUUGCCCACCCCCAGCUAUUUAUUGAUCAUGUGCCGGUGUCGGUGAGGGUGGGGGCCGGGCCUUCCCCUCCACUGCUGUUGUAACCGAUCCAAGCGUGCUUAAUAAAGUGUGAGUGGAGUGUC